AUGAGCCAGCAGAAUCCUCCCAAAAAUUUCUCGGACUGGGAGAAGAUUCUUGCGACAGAGCGAAGUCUUGGCUUCAAGAGCGAGCUCAGCCACUUGGUCUGUGAUCGCCAAGAAGUACCUCUCUUCAACGACCUAUUCACUGCGGUUGCAAAGCUCUAUGCUGAUUAUUCAGGAUGGACUGCAAGCCAGAUCUGUGAAGAAGCUCUAUUCGAAGUCCAGUGCGACGACAUCUUCGAGGAUCUGGCCAAGUCAAUCUGGAGUGGGCCGGAAGCGCCUUGGCUCGUGAAGGAGUCAGAGUAUUCCGAAUACGGCGAAUGCACCAGCACCAACUGCUACUGGAAUACAAGCCCAAAGGAGAGGACCGAGAGGCAAGUAGCACAGACUCCGGCUGCAGCUUCUCUCGAAACUAAUUGCUCUCCAGCUGGCGCUUCUACUUGCCCGAAACUAACAACCGAAAACGCGGUUUCCGUCCGCCCUUUCGAUGGUCCCGCAGUUGAACUUGGAGAAUUCCCCACCAGCACGCUCGAUUCAAGCUCAACUGGACCUGGCUCAGCCAACCGCGAAAAGUCGCCAUCAAAAGCUGCGUCCGUGGCUGCGUCCGUCAAAGACUCGAAGCGUCUUAGAAAGAAGCCGCAGCGUUACGAUGAAGAAGAUAACAAGCACCAGCGGCAACCAGCGAAAGCGGGCCGAAAGAGGACUCUGAACGGUUCCUUCAGGCCUCAGCAGGAAGAAACUGAAGACAGCUCAAGUGAGCAAACGACACUCGUGGAAGGCAGUGCGUCAACCUCUCCACGACCGCUCAAGUACGCUACACCACGGAAAUCGGCACCAUCUCUCGGCAGUCUCGAGAUUGAACGAAGAUUCGGCACUGACACGGAUAGCUUGUACCGGUCGACACCUCGUCCACAACGCAAGUCGUCAAAGAGCGUUUCACAUGAAACCGCACCAUUGCGCUCGCCAGCACCCGGUACCGCCCCCGCUACCUCUGGCUCUACAGCUCCGGGUCCGCCGAGCACCACAAAUCCAGUUCCGCCUGGCGAUGACGCUCUGCCUGGAGCUGAAGCGAACGAAGCAGCCGAAGACCGACCAGUCACAGCCGCUGCUGACUUCGACAGCGCCCUGAACGGCAUUGAUGAAGAUGACGAGGAGCCCGAGCCACCGGUCAAGGAAGAGUCGCAAUUCAUGCCUGGAGAUACCCUUGGAGACUCGAUUGUGCUUUCCGACGACGAGCCAGAGCCACCGAUCAAAGAGGAGUCGCAAUCCAUGCCUGGAUCUACUUUGGGAAAUUCGAUUGUGCUUUCCGACGACGACGACGACGACGACGACGACGACGACGACGACGACGACGGUUUCCGGCGCAAAAACAGGCAGCGGUCUUCAAACACAGGAUCCCAGAGACCACCCUCGCUCAGCACCCUUCAUAUUGCUGGAUCAUCCGAGCCGCAGAGUCGCACUUCCAGCAUCUUCGACGCCCGCAGAGCCCGAGUGUGCUGGGGACCUAAAGCGCCAUUCGACGACAUCUUGACUCUGACCGGCUGCUCAGAUUCUGGUAUCUUCAUCCAGCGUGUCGAGGCGCUCAAGCUCAAGCGUCAUGGACUACGCAAUGACCGGAUCGCGGCCGCUGGGGUGAAGUUUGAUGGUGGUGCGUGUUUCCGCAUUUUGUGGGAAGAUGCGGAUCCUGCGUUUGAAGAGAUGCUGGAACUUGUGCAGGGUACGAAGGGAGGUCAGAAGUUCGACUUGAGAUUCGAGAUCGAGUGGGAAGAUGAAGAGGAGGUUAAGCCUGUGAAGAUGGAGAGUCGGUAG
This is a messenger RNA of Zasmidium cellare ATCC 36951, 1803 nucleotides long. RefSeq lists its product as uncharacterized. Lineage: Eukaryota; Fungi; Ascomycota; Dothideomycetes; Mycosphaerellales; Mycosphaerellaceae. The record is from RefSeq and is a predicted model, not a curated record. Bases 1 to 1803 code for a protein of 600 amino acids. The transcript is spliced from 4 exons.